GUUCAGUCAAGUCCGCGAAGCCUGGUUGGCACCCUAGGCAGCGCCUGUAGGUGUACGGUCCACCAUAAAACAUUUGUAUGUGUCCAAUAAUGCUGUGCUUUGAGAAUGCAAUUUUGUGCGGAAAAGUGCGUGUAUAGUUCAAACGGUGCUUUGCUCAAUAGUGAUCGCCUCAUAAAUGUGUCAAACCAUGAUGGUCGGCAUAAAGGAGAGCUUCUCGGGCACCGAGGACCUAAAGCGCAACCAGCAGCACCAACAGUCUCACCACCCGCACCACGACUUAAAGUCCCUAAGUGACCAAACAGGCAACCGACUGGGCCUGUGCGGGGAUAGUGGACUCAGUGCGGCCAGUUUGGGCUUAGGAGGCUCAAAUUCCAGUAUUGAUGGGGAUAAGCCCAGCAAACAGAAACGACAUCGAACGCGGUUCACGCCAGCUCAGCUCAAUGAGCUGGAAAGGUGCUUCUCCAAGACGCACUAUCCGGAUAUCUUCAUGCGGGAGGAGAUCGCCAUGAGGAUCGGCUUGACGGAGUCCAGAGUGCAGGUGAGUCGUUGCUACACUUCAUGUUCAGUCAGUGCAUGUGGAUGA
This is a messenger RNA of Acanthoscelides obtectus, 583 nucleotides long. The record is from the annotation of a GenBank genome assembly. Lineage: Eukaryota; Metazoa; Arthropoda; Insecta; Coleoptera; Chrysomelidae.